AUGCCAAAGAAGGACGAAGAAGAGGGUGAGGACUCUGUAUCAAUAACUGAUGAUGUAAAAGGAGCUGAUUAUUAUCAUGGAUUGAUACCGCGUACCGAUAUCGAACCAUUGUUGAAAAAAGAGGGCGACUUUUUGUUGCGUAAAACUGAGCUCACUCCUGGUGAGAUAGUGCUUGCGAUCUCGGUACGACACAACAAUGCCGUACGACAUUUCAUGGUGAAUCAAGACCAAGAUGGUUCAUUUUAUUGCGAGCAUCACCAUGAAAAAAGCGUAUCUGAUCUUAUUCAAUACUACAAAACGACGAAGGAACCACUAUCUGCUUCCAGCCAAGCACGUCUUCGUCGGCCCAUCGAGCGACCGCAAUGGCUUCUGAAUCAUGACUCCAUUAGACUUGUCAAAAAACUCGGAGAAGGUGCAUUUGGUGAGGUAUUCCUUGCGGAAUAUGCGUUUGGAACGGAAAAACAAGAAGUGGCAGUGAAAACGAUGCGUCAGGAAGCAACACGUGAAGCUCGAUUGAAAUUUAUGAAGGAAGCGAGACUGAUGCGUCGCUAUGAACACAAGCACGUAGUUCGAAUUCUUGGAGUAGCUGUACACGAGCAUCCACUAAUGAUUAUUAUGGAAAAUUGUCCUGGUGGAUCUUUACUAUCGUAUUUACGAAAAGAGAAGGGAAAGGUAACAUCAGCCAUGAAGCUACGUUUUACGAUCGAAGCAGCGGAUGGGAUGGCUUAUUUACACAAACAGAAAUGCAUCCAUCGUGAUAUUGCUGCACGUAAUGUUUUGCUAAGUGGCAAACUUGACGUGAAAAUUAGCGAUUUUGGCAUGUCUGAUGAUCGACUUAUCGUACAAGAUGAAAAAUUGGAAAAGGUACCGGUCAAAUGGUUGGCACCAGAAACGAUGCAACAAAAAGUUUACUCGAAUAAAACUGAUGUCUGGUCCUAUGGUGUACUUGUCUGGGAAAUUUAUUCUGAUGGUUCGGAGCCUUAUCCAGGAUUGAGUAAUAUUCAAACACGUGCAAAAAUUGUCGUGCAAAAUUAUCGGAUGGAAAUGCCCAAGGAAGCGCCAUCUGGAGUGACCAAAUUAGUCCAACAGUGUUGGGCUAAAAAUCCUGAAGAACGACCAGAAUUUAGCAAAAUAUUCAAGACUCUAAAAAGUAUGAAGACUUGA
This is a messenger RNA of Loa loa (African eye worm), 1164 nucleotides long. RefSeq names its product TK/FER protein kinase. The coding region runs from base 1 to 1164 and encodes 387 amino acids. Gene Ontology annotation, biological process: protein phosphorylation. Lineage: Eukaryota; Metazoa; Nematoda; Chromadorea; Rhabditida; Onchocercidae. The transcript is spliced from 7 exons. The record is from RefSeq and is a predicted model, not a curated record. Gene Ontology annotation, molecular function: protein tyrosine kinase activity; ATP binding.